AUGGCGGAAUCCUACUGCAAUAGGGCCCGCACCAUCCGAGCGGAGCUGCUGACCAUUGGACAGGAGGUUCACAUGGCCUCGUUUGCCGAUCACUUGCUGAAGGGCCUGCCACCGGAGUACGGGUUUCUUCGCCGCAAGCUUGACAUUUCCAGCCCUGACAUGACGGUGGAACGUGUGUGCAGCGAGGUGCUGAUGGAGAAGCAGACUCUCUCCAUUGAACAGAGAUACAAACAGAUUACCAGUGAUGCAUCUGCUUUCUCGGGCGGUGUGAACACGAUCGUGGCUACAACAGGGGUCAACGGGAAGGAAGGAAAAUGGGGAAAUGAGCAGACGAACAAGAAGAAGGAUGGCAAGCGGGAGAAGAAGCGAGGCCCCUUCAAGGGGCGCUGCUACAACUGCAAUGAGGAGGGGCACAUGGCUGCCAAGUGUCCCAACAAGAAGAAGGAUGCAACGCCUGCAGCAGCCGCGAACGUAGCUAAAGGAGACGGGAAGGGCGUGGCGCUCACCGUCGGGUGUUCGGCUGCAAAGUUGCUGGCCGAUGACAAGGACUUGUGGUUCCUGGACUCGGGGUGCUCCUAA
Closterium sp. Yama58-4 is the source of this 579-nucleotide messenger RNA. Lineage: Eukaryota; Viridiplantae; Streptophyta; Zygnematophyceae; Desmidiales; Closteriaceae. The record is from the annotation of a GenBank genome assembly.